AUGACGGCGAAGACGAGGGCCGAGUCGAACUCCUCGGCGACAGCACCGGCUGCUGCUGGGGCGAUGCUGCCGACAGGACCAGGAAGGCACCGUUUUGACCCGGACGCGUCCAUCGUGCUGGUCGGCUGUCGCGGGGCGGGCAAGCGGUCGCUGGGCUUUAUCGGAGCGCUGCAUCUGCGGCGUCGCCUCGUGACCGAAGACCACUAUUUUGGACAGGCAACGGGUGAGACGCGUGCCGAAUACCUCAGCCGACACGGACGGGAGGUGUUUGUGCGGCGCAGCGCCGAGGUGUUCAAGCAGAUGCUGGAGGCCAACAGCCGGCGCUGCAUCAUCGAGUGCGGGAUGAGCAGCCUAACGGGUGAGGCCCAGGAGGCUCUACGCCGGUAUUGCGCUUCGCACCCGGUCAUUUACGUGCAUCGUGAGCGCGAGCAGGUCCUGCGGUUUCUCGACGCCGCUGACGCUGACCAGCUGCUGCGAGCUGACGAGAGCCACCGGCGGUGCUCUAACCUAGAGUACUACAACCUGAUUGAGUCAGGUGAGCAUCAGAACCAGAACCAGAAACUGUCAACAGGAGUCAGCAGCGGCAGAAACAGCCCGGAGCGCCACUCGGUGUCGCGGCUGCUCUGCGUCAAAGAAGACUUCACCCGCUUCCUCGACCUCCUGCAGGGUCAAACAUGGCAGAGACAAUGGGCCGAGAGCCCGUUUUCGCUGAACGCAGUGCCACCCGAAUUCCGCAGCCACUCGUUCGCGCUACGGCUGCGGCUGUCGUACCUGCUGGUCAUGGACCUCGAGUGGGAGGACUACGAGGCGUGUGGCGACUGCGUGGAGCUCAUCAUCGACCGGUGGCCCGACGACCUGUUCAACCUGGUGGCCCGCCAGGUGGCUUUAAUCCGCCGCAAGCUGGCCAUGCCCAUCAUCUUCCACGUGGAGGAGAAGCCGCGGGGCGAACGCGACAGGACGCUGGCUGAGCGAGACCACAUGGACGCCGAGCUGCUGGAGCUGGGCCUGCGACUUAACGUCGAGUACAUCAGCCUGGACCUGCAGCGCAGCGACGAGCUGGUGCAGCGCAUUCUAGCCCAGCGUGGCCGCACAGCCGUCAUGGGCAACUUCUGGUUUCCCGGCCUGGAGGCGCCGCCGUGGUCAUCUGACGUGCAUCUGCACAAUUACGAGCGUGCCAUGGCCCUCGGCUGCAGUAUCGUGCGCAUUGUGCGCUUCAAUCGUGGCGGCGGAAGUGGUGGCGAGCCGUCCGGGUCCUCGGCCGACUUCACGGCACGGCUGGACGUCCUGGUGCCCGAUCCCAAGCCGCUGCUGGUGGCUUUUGACUACUCUAUCCUCGGCAUGUGCACACCGAGCCGAAAUCGGAUCUUCGUGCCCGUUAAGCACCCCAGCUCGGUUGGCCACGGUGAUCAUCUUGCCACCGUCACCACGAUGGCUUCGUUGUUCAGCUACAUGUUCCGCGAGCGGCGUCUGGACGCCCUCGACUUCUUCACCGUUGGCUCGCACAUCGACUACUCCAUCACACCGGCUGUCAACACGGCUGCCUUUGCCUUUGCCGGCCUGUGGCACACAUUUCGGGCCGCCCAGUGCUCUACGCUCGACGAGCUCAACCGGCUCUUCCUCAGCCUCGGCACCCGUGCCAACACGACCUUUGGCGGCGCCACGCUGGCUGCACCCUUCAAGGUUGCCAUCCUACCGUACGUUAAGCUGCAGAGCCAGCAUGCCGCCGCCUUGGGCGCCGUCAACGUCAUCCUACCGCUGCGUGGCCGUUCGGCCGCCGUGCUUGACCACGCAAACGCCCGCAAUCGCGGCGGUUCCUGCAGCGAAUUCUACGGCGACAACACCGACUGGCGCUCCAUCUACAUUUGUCUGCAGCGCGCCAUCAGCCCGCGCAACGUCGUCCAGCCUUCCCGUACCACCGGCCUCGUCAUCGGCGCCGGCGGCAUGGCGCGAGCCGCCAUCUACGCCCUCAUCCAGCUGGGCUGUCGCCACAUUUUUAUCUACAACCGCACCCGCCAGCACGCCCUUGACGUGGCCCGCCACUUUGACGACUGGGCCCAGGGACUGGCGCUGGCCGGCGCAGGCGCUGCUGCGAACGGCAGCAGCGACAAGGCGCAUCGCCAAAUAUGUCACGUGCUCAACUCUGUCGACGAUCCGUGGCCGCCAGAAUACCAGCCGCCGACCAUGGUUGUGUCGUGUGUGCCGGCCGUCAACUCGGACGGCAGCCCCAAGGCCGACUUCCGCAUGCCGAAGCAGUGGCUGACCAGUCCGACGGGCGGCGUCGUGGUGGAGCUCGCGUACGAACACCUGGUCACGCCUCUUGUGGCACAGAUGCAGGCCCUCGGCGACUCCGCGUCGCCCGCCUGGGUCGUCGUUGACGGACUGGAGAUUGUUAGUGAGAUGGCCAUCGAGUCCUUUGAGCUGAUGACUGGCCGCAUGGCGCCACAGCGCGUCAUGAAGGCCGUCUGCCGCCGUGCAUGGCAGGAGCAGCAGCGGCGACGAGCCUUGCCGGCGCCAUGA
This is a messenger RNA of Grosmannia clavigera kw1407, 2517 nucleotides long. Its product is annotated as repressor protein. Gene Ontology annotation, molecular function: shikimate 3-dehydrogenase (NADP+) activity; 3-phosphoshikimate 1-carboxyvinyltransferase activity; 3-dehydroquinate dehydratase activity. The transcript has 2 exons. Bases 1 to 2517 code for a protein of 838 amino acids. Gene Ontology annotation, biological process: chorismate biosynthetic process. Lineage: Eukaryota; Fungi; Ascomycota; Sordariomycetes; Ophiostomatales; Ophiostomataceae. The record is from RefSeq and is a predicted model, not a curated record.